AUGGUCAACUACAGUAAGCGCUGGUCAGCAGCCACUCACCGAGCAAUCAAUAUGGCGGAUCCGAGUGGUCAUGUGCCAAAUAACGAGUUCAGAGAACGUUUGGUGGAAAAAGUUCAAUUAAAUGUAACGGAAACAGGAAAACUGGCUCAACAACUAUUAAAGAGUUCACGAUCGCACGAGGUAAACUGUACCACUGAGAUUUGGUUCUAGGGUUUUACUGUAGUGAUUUUCUUCCUGUAUCUACGGUUUUGAGGGGAUAUAUUCUAGACCCAAAGAUAGCCGAGUUAUUUUGGCAACAAUUACAAAAUGAUGCUUCAUUUGGAAAAAUGGCUCUGCACAAAGCCUACUUUUAAUACUUUUCAAAAUGUUAAAAAAAAUUAAAAAAUACUUAUUUCCAGACGCCCAUCUUCACCUCCUGUCUUAAAAAAAGAGUGAAAAUAUUUGACGAAAGACAGCUUUUUCCUAAAAUAUUAAUCAUCGAGAGAGAUUUUUUUAAAUCUUUUUACGAGCGUCAGCUAAAGAAAAAAUGGUAAAGUUUCUGCACAGCCCCAUACCAUUGUAAAACAAAUCUGUUUUCCCAAUGGAAAUGUAUUGUUUUUGUCAUUGUUUUCUCUGUUCAAGCACUGAAUGCAUAAUGUAGGAUGGGCUGUGCGGAAAUUUUACCCUACAGAGACUCUGUGGUGAACAACGCUCAUUACGAAGUUCAUAUUUAAGCUCAAAACUUGCCAUCUUUCCUCAUAUAUAUUAAUCAUCCUUUAAAGCAUGUAGAUCUUCUUUUUACGUACUUAUGAAAAUGAUGCUAUUCUGUAAACAAUAUACCUGUGGAGCUCUGUGCCACACUUAGCUAAUUUAAAUUCAUUGCCUAUAUAUUUGUAGAUCCUGUCACAGACUACUAAACAAUUUGUAAAUCAAGAGGGUGCUAUUGCAAAUUCCCAGGAGGUGAGCAAUAAAAAAGGGCAACAUGAGUACAAUAACUGUUUAACUGUGCAUUACUGAAUAUAAUCUGUGAGAUCCUGCUCUGGAGUUCACCAGUAAACCAGCUCACUGGCUUCAUCUCAGGUUUAAGGACCUGCAAAGUGUUUUUCUUUGUUCUGGGGCAAUCAAUUUCAUAAGUUCCAUUGUUUUGAUUUCUUUGUUUUCUUUGUUCUCUUUGUUCUCUGUCGAACCUUAAGGAUGGGUGGCUUUCUUGUUUGAAGACUCUGCGACAGUAAAUGUCUGAAAAAGUUGUUUACAUUUUGCAGACAGACUGAAUAUAUGGUGAUUUAGCUCCUUUUAAACUUGGUUUGUAAGGUUCAAUUUUGUUAAGCACUGUACAAAAGGUCAUGAUGGUUGAUGAUGGUUUCAACUAUCACGUACACCUGAACACAAACUAUUAUGCACUAUCAUCAACUGUCAUCGACUGCAUCAUGUAGUUUGGACAUUAUUAAAUUCAACAUGAUAGUUGAUGAUAGGUUUUGCUAUUUGGAAGGGCAGAUGAUUGUGAAUGAUUGUUAUUUGGUUAGGAGUUCUGCUGAAAAUGGGUUCAGACUGAAAUGGCAAAUGAGAAAUUGACUAAAACAGCUGUCAAAAUUUUUCAGAAUGUCUUGUAGUUCAUUCUUGUCAUUCUCUGGUAGGCUUUAGUAUCUUCAAAUUUGCAACUCCUUAUCUAAAUUUCAAAUGUCACCGAAAUUAUUGACCUCAGCAUGCGUCAUAAUUGUUUACAAUUACACAUCUUAUUGCAUGAUUUUGUGGACUUGUUGGUAAAAGUAAACUGUUAAGUGUAUAAGUAAUACAAUGAAGUGUCAUUUUCAUUUGCUGCUUCUCUUUUCAUAGCUCUUAAAACAAUCUGGAAGAAUCAUAGCAGACAUGGAAUCACAGUAUGUUGUACAUUGCAUCUCUGAAAUUACUGUAGUCACAAUGCUGAAAAUCUGAUCCUCAUUAUUCUAAAAAGUAUCUUAGAACAGCUUUAAAUGUAUGUGCACAUGAACAUAGAUUGUAUAGUGAACUCUGCUAUUAAGACAUGGACAUUUUGACUUGAUUUAAAAUUCUGCGCAGAAUGCUGAUUGCAUACACAGGGUGGUAGAUUACUUUCCCUGCACCAACAGUUUGUGCAGAUAACAUGCAGGUCCUAACAAAUUAAAUUGUUGUAAAUGUGAUAAGGAGUCUGUGAUCUAACUGACUGUACCAUGGGUGUCUUUUUUUUUCUCAAAGGUUUGCUGACAUUCAGCACAGGUGAGGCAGACCAAGUAAAGCUCAUUUUCUUCUUAAAACACAAAUUUUAUAAUUGAUACUAGUAUAUACUACAUAGAUGAAUAGUGCGAGGAGACAUUGCUGGUGGCUUUUUUUAAUGUGUUGAAUGUUUCAAAAGUUUUCCUUAAUCCAGGAUUUUGUUUAUUGUAGCUAAUGAACAUCAUUCUAUCAACCCUGUCACACCCAGGAGUUAUUAGCAUCAAAUGUCUCCUAACAAUGUUAAUAUCAUUUACAGAUAAUUUCUCCUUACGGUAUCACCCUCAAAUUACACUUUAAGGUCAUGAGAAUAAAGGAAAUGAUUGCCAACUAAAGAUGCUCUUGAUUCUUAAACGAAUAAUUCUCCUCGUCAGCACCUUACCAAGCAUAUAAAGAACAGGAUGGAGAAUAUGCAUUCUGAUGCUAGCUUAUAAAGGGUUAGUAGUCACUCUAAAAUUCUGUUUUUGUUACAGGAUACAGACAGUGAACAACAUUAAUGAACACUUGGAACCAAUAUGGAGGUAA
Messenger RNA from Pocillopora meandrina, 2730 nucleotides. The record is from the annotation of a GenBank genome assembly. NCBI's taxonomy places the organism in Eukaryota, Metazoa, Cnidaria, Anthozoa, Scleractinia, Pocilloporidae.